AUGCCUCCCAGGCCGGCAGGGCGGGUCUUCCAGUACCUCUCCCCGUCCCGCAGGCCACGGCCGUCUCCGCUGCCGGAAAUCCCCGCCGGCGGCGACGCCCUGGCGUCCGACGCCGACGCCGACUCCGUGUACCGCAUCGUCACGGCCGCGCCCACGCCGUCGGCCAUGGAGUCCGCGCUCGCCGCCUCCGCCGUCCCGCUCUCGGCGCCGCUCCUCGACCUCGUCCUCCGCCGCUUCCGCUUCGCGCACGGGGACCCGCUCCGCGCGCUCUCGCUCCUCUCGCUCGCCGCCGACCGCUGCGGGGUCACGCCCUCCCCGUUCGCGCUCGACACGGCGCUCUACGUGCUGGGCCGCGCCCGCCGCUUCGCCCACAUGUGGGACCUCCUCCACUCCUGCCGCCGCCUCUGCCCCGACGCCGUCACCCCGCGCACCGCCAUGGUCGUCCUCGGCCGCGUCGCCAAGAUCUGCUCCGUCCGCGAGACCGUCUCCUCCUUCCGCCGCCUCCUGCGCCUCUUCCGCGGCCGCGAGGGGGGCGCGGAGUCGGCCGACCUCUUCAACGCGCUGCUCCGCACGCUCUGCCAGGAGAAGAGCAUGUCCGACGCGCGCAACGUCUACCACGCGCACAAGUACGAGUUCCAGGUCAACCGCCAGACCUUCAACAUCCUGCUCUCCGGCUGGAAGUCGUCCGAGGACGCCGAGGCGUUCUUCGCCGAGAUGCGGGAGCUCGGGAUCAGCCCUGACCUGGUCACAUACAACUCUCUGAUUGAUUGCCACUGCAAGAACAGGGGCGUGGAGAAGGCCUACAACCUGCUCGAUGAAAUGCGUGCGAGUGAAAUCGCUCCCGAUGUGAUCACGUAUACAAGCUUGAUUGGCGGGCUGGGACUGGUUGGCCAGCCUGACAAGGCGAGGGACCUGCUGAAGGAGAUGCGCGAGCUCGGAUGCCACCCGGAUGUCGCGGCGUACAAUGCCACGAUACGGAACUUUGUUAUAGCCAAGAGGCUCGGUGAUGCUUUUGCGUUGAUGGAUGAGAUGGCUUCAAAGGGGCUGAUGCCGAACGCCACCACAUAUAACCUUUUCUUCCGGUGCUAUUACUGGGCGUUUGACAUUGGUAGCUCAUGGCUUUUGUAUGAGCGGAUGCGGUCCGAAAGAUGCUUCCCAAACACGCAGUCUUGCAUGUUUAUCAUCAGGUUAUGUCAUCGCCAUGGUAAGGUGGCGGAAGCACUAGAGCUGUGGGGCGAUAUGGUGAAGAACGGGUUUGGGUCAUUCACCUUGGUGUCAGAUGUGCUGUUUGACCUGUUAUGUGAUGAGGGAAAGCUGGAGGAAGCUGAGAGGUGCUUUCAUCAACUGACUGAUUUGGGGCAGAAACCCAGCAGUGUUUCAUUUAGAAGGAUCAAGAUACUCAUGCAGCUGGCCAAGCGGGAAGAAGCUGUUGCCAGGUUAACUGAGAAAAUGGCACAGUUUGUACGGCUGCCAGCUGAGGAUUGCCAAAGGGUUCAUCACACUACUGAAAGCACACCUCACAAUGGUGGUGGAGUUCAAGCUGAUAUAAUAACAGCAACUUAGCAUCUUAUGCAGGGAAAUAAAUGGAUGGAUCUGAAGAAUUCAUUGUACUAUUAUGGCGUAGCGGUGUGGAAAAUCUGUCUUAUCAUUGACGGACAAUACCAUCAUAUUGCUAGAUUAAUUGUCAGUACUGAUACAUUAUUUUCCUGAAAAUCAUUAUUCAAAGGCCUUUAGCUUGACCAUAUGGUAUGAUACAGUUCUUCAAUCACUCUGAUGCAUAUGAAACUGUAACUACAUGUGGUAUUCCAACACCAUGAAACCCUAUAGCUCCAUUGUAUAAACUGUAAAACUAACUCAUGCCAAAGCUCUGCGUUUGUCAGAAAAUAUGCAUACAUUUGAUUUCUUUUUGGCGUGCGGGUU
Messenger RNA from Lolium rigidum, 1920 nucleotides. Its product is annotated as putative pentatricopeptide repeat-containing protein At1g02420. Lineage: Eukaryota; Viridiplantae; Streptophyta; Magnoliopsida; Poales; Poaceae. The record is from RefSeq and is a predicted model, not a curated record. Gene Ontology annotation, molecular function: protein binding. The transcript has 3 exons. The coding region runs from base 1 to 1563 and encodes 520 amino acids.